UGGUGGAUAAUGCACCAAAGCCAGACCUUCCAUCCAUGCUUAUGGAUGAGAGAGAGAGAGAGAGAGAGAGAGAGAGAGAUUGUAUGGUGUUUGAGAUGGAGUUCAAGGGAGGGUUUUAGGUCUACCAACUGGUAGUUAGAGAUAGAACUCCUUAACCAAACACAAUCCUCAACAGCCAAAUAACCCAAGAACUGCAACAACAAGAAUCACAAGAAGCAAUAACCACUACAAACUAGAAGAACAAGAAGGAAGUCAAGCACCAACCACUUCCUUAACUGGGGUUUCAAAUUCAAGCAAAGGCCCAAAAGCCAAACCUCCAAAAAGAGGAAGCUAUUUCAAAAAGGCACACAAAGAUAACUAGAAAGAGAAGGUUAUCAUUUCUUUCGAGAGUGAAACAAGUUUAACUAUGUAUGAGAGAGAGAAAGAGAGAGAGAUGCUCACGUGGGGUUUUGAUGGAAUGAUGGCUAGAAAAUAUAUGAUGAGAGAAAAGAAUCAUAAGUGAGGAAAUUCAUUGCUGCUUCCAAAUUCAAUUAUCACUCUCUUUUCUUUUUAGAAAAAAAAAGGAUUUACCUUUUUUUUUUUUUUCCAUGCUGCAUAUCCUUUGCCGUUGUAUGCAUAGGUCAAUAGGGGUGUGUAAUGAAAAGUGAAGUGUUUUAUUGGUUUUUUUGUUGUAUUGGGAUCGGAUUUUUGUAUCAGCGGAUCGAGUGGUUUCUUUGAGACUUUGAGGUUUUCUGUUCCCCACAAUACCCACAAGUGUUACUGGUUUCCAGCAUGAGGGAGUAGAACUUACAAGCAAACACUUAAAAGAUCAUAUCCAAAUUUGCUUUCUUUUGGAUUAGAAGCAUGCUAGAGUUGUUGGUAAUAGAAGCUGUUUCCAAUGGCAUUUUCAGUUCCUUGGAUGAUUAUGUAAUCUGACUCAAGUAAUCAAGCAAGAAAAUCUGAAGAUCAAAUAGAUAUGGCUACUUAUUAUGCUAGUUCAAAUAACCAAAGAGAUGCUGCACCAAUGAUAUAUAUGCCGGGUUCAUAUUCAGAGACACCAGUUCUUCCUGGUAAUAUGAUGAUGUAUAUGAAUGGUGGAUCAUACUCGGAUACCUUGGCUGGGAAUACGCAGCAGCAAAAUAACUGCAUUCAAAUUCAGUCUGUGGAGGCAUUGGAUUCAACCGCACGGCAGCAAGAAAUCUUGUCAAAUCUUGGUGGAUCACGAAGUGGGGAGCAUGAUUUUAAUGCUUGGAGGGAUAAUAGAAAUGAGAUGCUUGUUAUGAAUUCAAUGGGUGGACCUUCUGGCAUUCUUCAUAGUGGACAGAACUUACAUGGCCAGGGCUUGUCCCUCAGCCUUGGUACGCAAAUUCCAUCUGGAAUCCAAAUGCCUUCCAUCCCCUAUAGGAAUCCAAAUCCUGGCCUGGCUUCAUUCUUAGGUCCUAAUCCGUCAAUUAUGGGCGAGGGUGGUGGCAGAAAUGGCUCAUCUAGAGAUGAACAGUCAAAAAAUGCUGAAUAUCUGCCACCUGGAUUUCCUGGAGGUAAUCAAGAUUCAAAUAAAGGGGAUUUAUCCCCAUAUGGAAUGACCAGUAUUGCAAGAACCAUUCCAAAUUCUAAGUACCUUAAGGCAGCACAACAACUGCUUGAUGAAGUUGUCAAUGUUCGAAAGGCUCUAAAGCAGCCUGACAAGGAGAAAAACCAAAGCACAAAUGAGCAUGGGCUGAAUAGUUCAAAAAGAGGUGACAGCAAAUCAAAGAAUGGGUCUGCAGACCCUCAGGAAUCCACCAAUAACUUUCCAAGUGAGCUUUCACAUGCUGAAAGACAAGAAUUGCAGAAUAAGUUGAGUAAGCUUUUGUCCAUGUUGGAUGAGGUUGAUAGAAGGUACAGACAGUAUUAUCAUCAGAUGCAGAUUGUGGUGUCAUCAUUUGAUGUGAUAGCGGGAUGUGGGGCAGCUAAACCAUACUCGGCACUUGCCCUCCAGACUAUAUCCCGCCACUUUCGGUGCUUGCGCGAUGCAAUAAGUGACCAAAUUCAAGCAACCCGUAAAAGCCUGGGGGAGCAAGAAACAUCAGAGAAUGAUAAAGGGAUUGGAAUAACUCGUCUCCGGUAUGUGGAUCAGCAGCUCAGGCAACAGAGAGCUCUUCAGCAGCUUGGAAUGAUGCAGCAACAUGCAUGGAGGCCACAAAGGGGUUUACCUGAAAGCUCUGUUUCAAUUCUUCGUGCAUGGCUGUUUGAACAUUUCCUUCAUCCGUACCCAAAGGAUUCUGAUAAGAUCAUGCUGGCAAGGCAGACAGGCUUGACUAGAAGUCAGGUCUCAAAUUGGUUUAUCAACGCACGAGUGCGACUUUGGAAGCCCAUGGUUGAAGAGAUGUACAAAGAAGAGAUUGGUGAUGCAGAGAUGGACUCUAAUUCUUCUUCUGAAAAUGCUACAAAAGCAACAAAAGGUGACUUGAGAAACUACGAAGAGGAGGAAGAAAUGCAACAAAGUGCCAGUUCAACAGCAAACGAAAGAUGCAGUGCUGGACAAUUGCUGGAUUCCAAAUCUGACUGUGUUCCUGAUGUAGAAAUGGGAGGAUCAACUACAAGAAGCAAUUUUCAAAAUAUGACACGCAGUGAGGCUGUUACUGAAUAUGGGUUAUUGAAGCUAAGGGAGGAGCAAAGGCCCAGUGUUGAUGAUUGUGGUCUGUUCCCUGAUGCCAUUGUUCACUCUGAUGGGAGCGCUGAUAGGCUUAUUGCUGCAGCUGCUGCUGCUUAUCAAAUGUCAGAGGUGGGAGGGUUUGGGACUGGAAGUGGAGUGUCUCUUACGCUGGGGUUGCAGCACUGCGAGGGUGGUAACCUACCAGUGUCUACCACAGCCCAUCACAGUUUUGUUUCCAUGAGAGGGGAUGGUAUAUAUAGUGCAGCAGCAUCUUCUGUGGGGGCGGAGAACACAGAUUAUGAAUGCCUGACUGGGAACAGGCAACACAUGUUCAAUUCCUCCCAUUUGUUCCAUGAUUUUGUGGUAUGAAUUACUUUGGGACAGUAGCAACCUACUUUCUCUGUUCCAUUAGGAAAGAUUCAUCAUUACUUUCAGGUGAUGAAAGGAAGGUUGUGCAUAAAACACAAUUAUAGCAUAUCAAAAGAAUUGGUUGGAAGAUUAGCAUAUUGUAAAGAACAUAAUUUUGUCUUAAUAUUCUGUAAGGGAAUUGUACAAUUGUCGACAACUUUGGUAUGGAAAUAAAAAAAAAAAAAAAAGGGGAAAUCCAGGUUUGAAAUAAA
Messenger RNA from Hevea brasiliensis (rubber tree), 3234 nucleotides. Its product is annotated as BEL1-like homeodomain protein 6. Gene Ontology annotation, molecular function: RNA polymerase II cis-regulatory region sequence-specific DNA binding; DNA-binding transcription factor activity, RNA polymerase II-specific. NCBI's taxonomy places the organism in Eukaryota, Viridiplantae, Streptophyta, Magnoliopsida, Malpighiales, Euphorbiaceae. Gene Ontology annotation, biological process: regulation of transcription by RNA polymerase II. The record is from RefSeq and is a predicted model, not a curated record.